This is a messenger RNA of Phyllostomus discolor (pale spear-nosed bat), 1098 nucleotides long. RefSeq names its product HLA class I histocompatibility antigen, alpha chain G-like. Lineage: Eukaryota; Metazoa; Chordata; Mammalia; Chiroptera; Phyllostomidae. The record is from RefSeq and is a predicted model, not a curated record. The transcript has 5 exons. Gene Ontology annotation, cellular component: external side of plasma membrane. Gene Ontology annotation, biological process: immune response; antigen processing and presentation of endogenous peptide antigen via MHC class Ib; positive regulation of T cell mediated cytotoxicity. The annotation marks the transcript as partial. Gene Ontology annotation, molecular function: peptide antigen binding; signaling receptor binding.
AUGGGGCGCCCAUCGUUGUUCCUGCUGCUCUCCGGGGCCCUGGCCCUGGCCCUGGCCCUGGCCGUGACCCAGACCUGGGCCGGACAAGUGUCCUUCCAACCUCCAGGGCCCCACAGCCUGAGAAUUUUCUCCAGCUCCGUGUCCGGACCCGGCCGCGGAAAGUCCCAGUUCAAAGUCCUCGUCUACGUGGACGACACGGAGAUCGUGCGGUUCGACAGCGACGCCCCGAACCCGAGGCUGGAGCCGCGGGUGCCGUGGAUGGAGCAGCCGUGGGUGGAGCAGGAGGAUCCACAGUUUUGGGACUACUACACGUCGCUCAUCAAAAAGUACGAAAAGAUGUAUGGAGGGAACCUGAACAACCUGCGCGCCCACUACAACCAGAGCGAGGACGGGGCUCACACCUUCCAGGAAAUGAGGGGCUGCGACUUGAGAUGGGACGGGCGCUUCCUCCGUGGAUACACUCAGCUCGCCUACGACGGCACCGACUUCAUCUGCCUGAACGAGGACCUGGACUCCUGGACCCCAACCGACACAGCGGCCCGGAUCACCUGGCGCCAGUUGGUGGAGCUCCCUGCGGCAGAGCAAAGACAGAGAGUCCUAGGGGACAUCUGUGUGCACUGGCUCCGCCUGUUCCUAGAAAACGGAAAGGAGACCUUGCUCCAAACAGACCCUCCAAAGACACACGUGACCCACCACCCUAUCUCUGACCAUGAGGUCACCCUGAGGUGCUGGGCCCUGGGCUUCUACCCUGCGGACAUCACCCUGACCUGGCAGCAUGAAGGGGAGGACCUGACCCAGGACAUGGAGCUUGUGGAGACCAGGCCUGCAGGGGACGGGACCUUCCAGAAGUGGGCAGCUGUGGCUGUGCCCCCGGGAGAGGAGCAGAGAUACACGUGCCUUGUGCAGCACCAGGGGUUGCCUGAGCCCCUGACGCUGAGAUGGGACCCCCCUCCUCAGACCACCAUCAUCAUCAUGGGCAUCGCUGCUGCCCUGGGUCUCCUUGGAGCUGUGGUCACUGGAGCUGUGCUGUGGAGGAAGAAGUGCUCAGGUGAGCAAGGAGUGGGGCUGAGUUUCCUGUCCCCCCUGGGGGUCAAGCCC